AAAUAUUAUUUAAUUUGUCCUUUUAGCAUUCCAAAGAAAGUUAUUGGCAUUAUUAGAAGAUUUUAUUGAAGGAAGAAAUAGAAGCAGAAUCCUAAAAUGAGUACAAAAAUCUAGUAAGGUCAAUGAGAAAAUCCAGAGUUUUCUCUCUCUUUUAACUUUAAAAUGUUUGUUUCACCUGAUCAGUUACAACUGUAACAAUAUAAAUUGCUCAUCUGGCUUCAAAUAUACUUUCACUGGUAGAUCAUUGUAAUUCAAAUCCAUUCAGUGCUGCUUCACUUUUGUAAUUUGUUUUCUAACUUUAAGUAGUGUACCCUACACCUAUGUUAGUGAUAUAGCACAUUGAUAACAUUUUCACUCAUUUAAAGGUAUGUUUGCUGACAAACUCUUUGCACCACAAGAAAAUUCUAAAAGGCAAUCCUUAUACAUUCAAAUAGCCUGAACGAGUAAUUGACAUAGCUCAAAUCCUGGUUAGUUCUGAAUUUUCUAAAUUAAGGUCACAGAGUUCUAAAAUCGCAUUCUUAAAAAAAAAGUGGUAGAAAUAUAUUUCAAUAGUGAAGAAAAUAUACUCAAGGUCACAAUAUGCCAGUUCAAUGCUCACUCUAACAUUUACGACAUAAUCAGGCUAAUUUUUAACUGGGUUUUGCCUGGGGUUUUCUUAAGGUAAUAGUAGAAACUUAGUUAUAAAAGAUGAUAAAGUUAUCAGUGACAAAAUAUCAAAGGGUCAACAGAAAAGGGGAGAGGUAUUUAAAUAGAAGUGAGAACUUGUAAGUCGUUUGUGGAAAUCUAAACUGACAGGUAAUUUUUAAAGACCUUCAAAUUAAGAUAAGAAUAAGAAUUUUUAAAGAAAAAAUAAAAGAAACAGCUAAAGAAGUGAGACACAGUCAUUUGGGGGGGUUGUCUACCUACACAAUGAGGUCACCCUAGCUUCCGGAAGUGACACGUAAUCACCUGCUUUACACUAGCUCCGCCCCUUCCCUCAGAGGUCCCGCCCCUCCGCCAGUAGCCGGGAGUGUGUUAGGGGGCGUUUCUCCAAGAGGAAAGCUGUGAGCUGCGACGCUGAGGAAGGGGACCCCAAAACGUCUGGCACUGCCCCCUCCAGGGAUCACUUUGGACCACCUCACUCGGGCCAUCGGAAUUCUGAAACGCCGAGGGGUCAACCUGAUGGGUUUCGGGGUCAACGGAAGAGGGGAAGGGGAGCCCUGGCGGGGAGAACCCCCCGGUCCCCCGCCCAGCAGCUGAGACACAGGAGGGCGGCCAUCUUGGCCGAGAGGGUAGGGCUGGGGAGCUGCGGGAGCCGUGCGAUUGGGGGGCUCGCCCGGAAGUGACGCCAACUACCCGGAAGCGGAGGGGGUUCCCUGGCCCACUCCCCCCUCGUUCGUUUGCUCCCCCGCUUCCUCCCCGCCCCCCAUCCUCUCCAUUCGUUCCCCCCCCCCUCCCCGUUCCCUGUCUUCUUUCCCCCUUUUCCCUCCCCCCCAACCUCCGGAGCUGGGAAGAGAGUCAAGAUGGCGGCGAAAUCCGAUGGCGGUGGCGUGGGGGUGGGCUUUGCCCAGCUGCACAACCUGGACGAGGCAGUGGGCAGCGGUGGCGAGGAGGACGGGGAGCCCGGGGGAGGCGGCUGCGGCGGCGGCGGCGACGGCAGCGACCCCGGCGAGAGCAGCUCGCUCCAUAUCUGCCACUGCUGCAACACCUCCUCGUGCUACUGGGGCUGCCGCUCCGCCUGCCUGCGCUCCCUCCUGGGCAAGAAGCCGCGCCGCAGCGCCGCCGCCUCGGCCGCCGACGGGGGGGACCAGCCGCUGCAGCCGCCGUCGGCCGGCGCCGGGCGCCACCAACCGACGCCUUCGUCCGCGCAGCCCCAGCAGCUGCCGCCGCAGGUGGAGCGGCCGUGGCUUGACUGCCUGUGGAUUGUGCUGGCGCUGCUAGUCUUCUUCGGGGACGUGGGCACCGACCUGUGGCUGGCCCUCGACUACUACAGCAAGGGCGACUAUGGCUAUUUCGGGCUGACCCUCUUCUUUGUGCUGGUGCCGUCGCUGCUGGUGCAGAGCCUGAGCUUCCGCUGGUUCGUGCAGGACUACACGGGCGGCGGACUGGGCGCCGUGGAGGGGCUCAGCAGCCGCGGCCCCCCCCUGAUGGGGGCCGGCUAUGGUCAUGGCGCGGUCCGCGGCGGGCCUGGCGCUGGGGGCUUGGCCACGCCGGGUGCGCAGCGUCUGUGCCGGCUGUCUGUGUGGAUCUGUCAGUCCGUUAUCCACCUGCUGCAGAUGGGACAGGUGUGGAGGUAUAUCCGCACCAUGUACCUGGGGAUUCAGAGCCAGCGGCGGAAGGAACACCAGCGACGCUUUUACUGGGCUAUGAUGUAUGAAUAUGCAGACGUCAACAUGUUGCGCCUCCUGGAGACCUUCCUGGAGAGUGCCCCCCAACUGGUGCUACAGCUCUACAUAAUGAUCCAGAAGAACAGUGCCGAAACGCUGCCCUGUGUCUCCUCUGUGACCUCCCUGAUGUCCCUGGCUUGGGUGCUAGCCUCCUAUCACAAGCUGCUGCGGGACUCCAGGGACGACAAGAAGAGCAUGAGCUACAGAGGGGCCCUCAUCCACUUCUUCUGGCGCCUCUUCACCAUCUCAUCCAGAGUUAUCUCUUUUGCCCUCUUUGCUUCCAUCUUCCAGCUCUACUUUGGUAUCUUUGUGGUGGUCCACUGGUGUGCCAUGGCCUUCUGGAUUAUCCAUGGCGGAACAGACUUCUGCAUGUCCAAGUGGGAGGAGAUCCUCUUCAACAUGGUGGUAGGGAUUGUGUACAUUUUCUGCUGGUUUAACGUCAAGGAAGGGCGGACUCGAUAUCGAAUGUUUGCAUAUUACACCAUAGUCUUGACCGAGAAUGCUGCCUUGACGUUUCUUUGGUAUUUUUACAGAAACCCGGAGACCACUGACUCCUAUGCGGUGCCAGCAGUGUGUUGUGUGUUUAUUAGCUUUGUGGCUGGGAUUGCACUGAUGCUCUUAUAUUAUGGUGUACUGCAUCCUACGGGGCCACGAGCUAAGAUCCUUGCCAGCUCCUGUUGUGCCGAGCUGCUCUGGGGCAUCCCUUUGCCCCCCGAUGUUGAACCCAUGGCUCCUCAGACCCCUGGGUACCGGGGGACCCAGGUCACGCCCACCAGAGCCGUAACGGAACAACAGGAGGAUCUCACGGCUGACACUUGCUUGCCCGUUUUCCAAGUGAGACCCAUGGGACCCCCUACCCCGUCGGGGCUUCCUUACCACCCAGAAGGGCCCCUCAUUAAGAUAGACAUGCCAAGAAAGAGAUACCCGGCUUGGGAUGCCCAUUUUGUAGACAGGAGACUGAGAAGGACUAUUAACAUUCUGCAGUAUGUCACCCCUACUGCAGUAGGCAUUCGGUACCGAGAUGGACCGCUCCUUUAUGAGUUGUUACAGUAUGAGUCUUCACUCUAAAAGCAUCUUGACCCAAGUUGAGAAGGGGACCUUAAGUUUGGUUUGCGGUAAAUACCGCUUGCAAGAAAUAUAACCGUCCCUUCCCCCAAUACACAGAACCACGACUACCACCACCACCGCCACCACCACUACAA
Loxodonta africana (African savanna elephant) is the source of this 3568-nucleotide messenger RNA. It is a transcript of the gene XKR6, whose product is annotated as XK related 6. The coding region runs from base 1503 to 3434 and encodes 643 amino acids. Lineage: Eukaryota; Metazoa; Chordata; Mammalia; Proboscidea; Elephantidae. The transcript has 3 exons. The record is from RefSeq and is a predicted model, not a curated record. Gene Ontology annotation, cellular component: plasma membrane. Gene Ontology annotation, biological process: phosphatidylserine exposure on apoptotic cell surface; apoptotic process involved in development; engulfment of apoptotic cell.